UUAUUUUAAAAAAAAUGCAUCAAGCUUCAAAACCACAGAUUGUUCCACGAACAUCUUUGUUGAAGAAAAAAAAUUCUACUGAAAAUUCUUUGGAACCAAAAAAUAGUGAUAAAAUAAUGACCAAACCAGCUUUACCGGUAAAACCAAUGAUCGCUACAAAGCCUUCUUUAUCAUCAUCGAUUCAACCAAUUCAAAAUGAUUCGGCAAUUUCUUCACUUCAAAAUCAAUCGACAGAUAGUUCAAUGACAAAUCUGUCAAAUCAUCAUCAUCAUCAUCAUCAUAAUCAUACAGAUAACUUACCAGAUAAAACAAAAAUAUCGAUGAAAAAAGUCGAUGAAAUUGCCCAAACAUCAUCACUGUCAUCGACGAUAAAUAAAUCACCAUGGAAAAAAUCGAAUCGUAUAAAAUUUCGUCUGACUAGUACCGAUUUAAAUCGAUUAAGAUUACGAAAAGAUUUUGAUGAUAAAAAUAUCGAUUCCAAAGGAAACAAUCUAAUCUAUGAUAUUCGUGAAGAUGAAGAACAAAUUAAAAAGAUGAAUGAAAUAUGUGAACUUUUAGUGGCCGGUGGUUAUUUUCGUGCCCGUAUUAAAGGAUUACAUAAUUUCGAUAAGAUUAUCGGUGGAAUGUGUUGGGCAAUUCAAAUGUGCAAUAUCGAUUUAGAUGUAGAUAUAUUUUAUCAGGAAAAUCUUUCCAUUGGCCAGAAAAUUUCGUUGACUGAAAAAAUUGUCGGUGUACUUCAAAAGAUGAAGUGUCCAUUUAAGUUGGAACCACAUCAAAUACAAGGAAUGGAUUGUAUCCAUAUUUAUCCAGCUAUUCAAUGGCUUGUAAAGAAAUCACUUGAAACACGUCAACAAAUGGCUGAUUAUGUUCGUUUAUAUUCUUGCUGGCAAUUUGAUCGUACAUUUACUCAUAACAACAAUGAUGAUCAACAAAAAUGUCCAUCAUUAGCUGUGAUAAUCAAUGAUCAUAAUGAAUUGAUUGAUCCAAUCAAAUCUAAUAUACAAAGACGUUUUUUACAUCCCAAUCGAAAUAAGCUAAAAGAUGAAUUGAUUCGUGUAAAAACAACAUUAUUGGAAUACGGUGUCAUAUGUAGUGGUACCGGUUUGGAUGAACGAAUUGUUUCACAUUCAGAUCUGACCAAUGAUGUAAUUGAAUCCACUAAUGAUGGCAUAAUAACCACCAAACAACAACAACAACAACCUGAAUCUGAUUGUAAAAAUCUUUUGGAAUCAAUGACCAAAACUGAUGAUAGUAGAAUGGGAAAUACACAAAAAGUUUCAACAUCGAUUGUUGUCAAAAUUGUUGGUGAACAAUCGGAUGAGAUUAAACGCUUGGCAGAAGAUUAUGAAAGAAAGAAAACAUUAAUGAGUGCCGAGGAUGCUGAAUUUCUAAAAGAAGAAUCGAAAUUAAAAAUGGAGAUUUUGGCCAAAAGAAAAGAGCUCAAUCAAUUAUUGCAGAAUAAAAAUGAAGAAAAAUUAACGUCUAUAAAGGAAAAACUAAAAAUACUCAAUAAGAAAAGUGAAGAAUUACAAGAAUUAGAAAAGACUGAACAAAAUGAUGAAACAACAACAAAAUCGGAAAAAAUUCAUCUGACUGAAUUGUUGAAUGUAUUACGAAAACAAAAAUCUGAAUUAAAACAACACUGUCGUGAAGAGAAACAACGUUUAGAAAGACAAAUUGAAUCAAUUGAAUCUCGUCAAGUUACCACUGAUCAAUUGAAUGAUAAACUAAAAGAAAUUGAUCAAGAAUUACAUGUUUACGAUGAACGUCAUUCAAAUGUUAAAAAAGAUUUAUCAUUAAUCAAUAAAAAAUAUUCUAUAAUACAAAGAAAAUUUGAUGACGUUCCUAAUCGAACUGAAUUGGCACAAUAUCAAAAACGUUUUCUGGAACUUUAUAAUCAAUUAUCAACAAAACAUAAUGAAACAAAAAAAUUCUACACACUCUACAAUACACUAUCGGAUGAACGAAUGUAUCUGGAAAAAGAAUUUAAUCUAAUCAAUUCCAUAUUGGAAAAUUUUCAAAAAGCAUCGAUAUCAAAUUUAAUGGUAAAACAUGAAUUUUUGGUCAAAUUUCAACAAACAGUCGAUUCAAUUAUUGAUAAUAAAUUAAAAGUAGUACAACGGUUACAGAAUGAAAAAGAAAAACGUAAUCAACUUAAUGUCCAAUAUCAGCGAUUAAUUGAAGAACAAAGGCUUUAUUAUAUUGCUGUUAAAGCUUUCAAAGAGGAAUGUAAAAUAAACGAACAAUUAAUUGUAAAAUUGGACAAGAUUAACAAAAAAUGAAAUUAUUAAAUAAAUAAAAUUGUUUAAAAACU
Molecule: messenger RNA, 2314 nt
Organism: Dermatophagoides farinae (American house dust mite)
Lineage: Eukaryota; Metazoa; Arthropoda; Arachnida; Sarcoptiformes; Pyroglyphidae
Gene: fidipidine
Product: coiled-coil domain-containing protein 93
Biological process (GO): Golgi to plasma membrane transport
Source: RefSeq, a predicted model, not a curated record